Molecule: messenger RNA, 3034 nt
Organism: Onychomys torridus (southern grasshopper mouse)
Lineage: Eukaryota; Metazoa; Chordata; Mammalia; Rodentia; Cricetidae
Gene: Mapk15
Product: mitogen-activated protein kinase 15
Exons: 12
Coding region: 1131-3002 (623 amino acids)
Biological process (GO): intracellular signal transduction; protein phosphorylation
Cellular component (GO): cytoplasm; nucleus
Molecular function (GO): MAP kinase activity; ATP binding
Source: RefSeq, a predicted model, not a curated record
GGAGGAGUCUGUGAACACUAAGAACCUGCGCCUGCCUCCUCAUCAUGUGUGCUGCCGAAGUGGACCGCCACGUAGCCCAGAGAUACCUGAUCAAGCGGAGGCUUGGGAAGGGGGUGAGUUCAGGGACGCCCCGUCAUCCGAGGAGCACUGCAGUCACCUGGGGGUCUGCUCAGCUCAGCCCCCCCCCCCCAAAGUCUAGUUCUUCCGACAGCUGGCUCCUGGGCUCGCGUCUUGCUUCCUCCGAGGCUCCUGUACCUCAUAAGGAAACUGGGCAGCACUCAGGGACUUCGCCCUGGAAGGCAGGUGACUGCCAGGGCCCCCAGGCUUCAGGAGGAGUGGCAUUGGUGCUCCACCCACUCCCCCUACCUUUUUUUGAGUUCUCAUAGGUUGUUCUGGGGAAGCCUGGCCCAUUUCAGUUUCUGAGGGGAAGGGCUGCUCCCAGCAUGGCUCAGUGGCACACAAACCCGGCUCAGAGCAGGAACUGUGUGUGAGUUCGGGUGUAUUCGUGAUUGUCAUUGGGUCUGAGCAUAUGGGGCUGUAUGUGUGAAUGUGUGUGUUUCUGUGGGUGUGUUCUGUGUACAUUGGAGAGGAAUGAGCAAACAGCCAUCGCCAAGGCCCUGAAAGCAAAGCUCUGCUUGGCUCUUGGAAACACUACAUUUCUAUGCAUGGAACCAAGGAGGAGAUGUCGACUCUGGUGAGGCUUGGUGGUGGUGAUGGGUGGGGAGUGGCAGAGAGAGAUAGCCAACCCACAAGAGAUGCUGGAAGCAUGGGCCAGUGCACAGCAGAGAUGGAAGGGAAGGAAGUCUUCAAGCCCUGGAUACAUUCUGAAGGUUAAGUCAGUAGGAUUUGCUAAGCAGAUGGCAUGUGGGGGAGGGGGGUGGUAGAGAAAGAGAGUCAGAAUGUGCUGGAGGGGUUAAAGGUCAUUCCAGAGACAGCCGGCUUCAGGUCCUGCCCAGUAGUACCAGCUUGUGGCUUCGUGUCCUGGUAGGGCCCUCUCCAGUUCUCCCCGUUUCUCACCCUCUCCAGAAGAUGCUACCCUCAUUGGCUCCGCCACUCCAGGACUUGCCACACUCUGACCCGUCCCAGGAUCCAGAGCUGGCUGGGACAGCCUGGCUGGCUGGUGUGUGUGUAUGUGUGCGUGUAGCAGGACACGACACCCCUGUGUUCAGCGAGCUAACCAUGUGUUCCCCCAGGCCUAUGGCAUUGUGUGGAAGGCAGUGGAUCGGAGGACUGGUGAUGUAGUGGCCAUCAAGAAAAUCUUUGAUGCUUUCAGGGACCAGACAGAUGCUCAGAGAACCUUCAGGGAAGUCAUGCUUCUCCAGGAGUUUGGGAACCAUCCCAACAUCAUCCGCCUACUUGAUGUGAUCCCAGCCCAGAAUGACAGGGAUAUUUACCUGGUGUUUGAGUCCAUGGACACCGACCUGAAUGCAGUCAUCCAGAAGGGCAAACUCCUGGAGGACAUCCACAAGCGUUGCAUCUUUUACCAGCUCCUGAGGGCCACCAAGUUUAUCCACUCAGGGCGUGUCAUCCACCGGGACCAGAAGCCAGCCAACGUUCUUCUGGAUGCCGCUUGCCGGGUGAAACUCUGUGACUUUGGCCUGGCACGCUCCCUGAGUGACCUCCCUGAGGGGCCUGAGGGCCAGGCCCUGACAGAGUACGUGGCCACACGCUGGUACCGAGCUCCAGAGGUUCUUCUCUCCUCCCGAUGGUAUACCCCUGGGGUGGACAUGUGGAGCCUGGGCUGCAUAUUAGGAGAGAUGCUUCGGGGGCAGCCACUGUUUCCUGGCACAUCUACUUUCCACCAGCUGGAGCUGAUCCUGGAGACCAUUCCGUUGCCCUCCAUGGAGGAGCUCCAGGGCCUUGGCUCAGACUACAGUGCUUUGAUUCUGCAGAACCUUGGGUCCAAGCCACGGCAGACGCUGGACGCCCUCCUGCCGCCAGACACCCCCCCAGAAGCCCUGGACCUCCUCAAGCGACUCUUGGCAUUUGCUCCGGACAAGAGGCUUAGUGCUGAGCAGGCACUGCAACACCCCUACGUGCAGAGAUUCCAUUGCCCCGACCGCGAGUGGACACGGGGAUCCGACGUGCGGCUCCCGGUGCACGAAAGAGACCAGCUCUCUGCCCCAGAGUAUCGCAACCGCCUGUACCAGAUGAUCCUGGAGCGGAGGGGGAACAGCCGCAGCCCUCGAGAGGAAGGCCUCGGGGGUGCGGCCUCGCGGGCCGAGCUCAGGGUGUCCACCGCCCGGGCUCCAUCGCUCAAGCCCGGAGUCCUCCCCCAGGUCCCCGCGGAGGCGCCUGCACGGAAACGCGGACCCAGACCUCAGAGUAGCCCUGGUGACAACCCUGAGCACGUGGAAGUUCCCAGGCAGAGUUCAGACCCCCUGUUCCAACUUCCGCCGCCAAGCAGGGGGGAAAGGCCACCAGGGGCCACAGCGGAGCCACCCUCGGCACCCUCUGGGGUGAAGACAAACCUUAGGGUGGUGGCGCCCUCCCUGACUUCACAGGCCGCGGCUCAGGCGGCCAAUCAGGCUCUGAUCCGCAGUGACCCGGCCCGGGGCGGUGGGCCGAGGGCGGCCGGCGCGCGACGGGUGAGCCCGGCCCUUCCCAGCUCCCUCCAGUGCGGUUCGUACCCCCUAGAGCCCUGCUCCACUCCUCUCCCUCCUGAACAAGACCCUCGCCUGCGUGCAGGUCCCUUCCCGCCUGCCCCGGGAGGCCCCGGAACCCCGACCCGGCCGAAGGAUGUUUGGCACCUCGGCCUCGCAGGGGGCCCAGGGCGCAGCCAGAGCUGCGCUUGGCGGCUACUCCCAGGCCUAUGGGACCGUGUGCCGCUCGGCGCUGGGCCGCCUGCCCCUGCUCCCCGGACCGCGUGCGUGAGCCGCCCACCCGCCUCCUCGCGGCAACCUGGCGCUGUUCCCCAGCCCCCAGCGCAUCUCCCUCCUCUGUCCAUAUGCAUUCGAGUUCCGGGAGGGUUCUCUGAGCCUCUCUCCCCUAAGGGGGAGUAGAUGGCGGUUUCCGCCCCACCCCCAACAAGUUC